AUGUCUGAAUCCGUCGCUGUCAUUGGAGCAGGUCUCGUUGGAUGCUUGGCCGCCUUGGCCUUCUCUAGCAAGGGUUACAACGUCACUUUGUAUGAAUUGAGACAAGAUCCCAGACAAGAUGUCUCUUCGGGCAAGAGCAUGAGAUCCAUCAACUUGGCUGUUAGUGAUCGCGGAAUCCGUGCACUCAAGUAUGUCAAUGAGGAAAUGGCCGAAAGAAUCCUUAAGCAUGUCAUUCCUAUGACUGGCCGUAUGAUUCACGAUAUCACCGGAACCAAGCAGGAGUCGCAGGUUUAUGGUUUAUUUGGAGAGAGUAUCAAUUCAAUUGACCGCUUGCUACUCAAUAAGUGCCUCUUAGACGAAUUGGAUAAGUGCAACAUCAAGACUUUCUUCGAGCACAAGCUCGUUGAUAUGGGCAAUGUUUCCACACCAGAUUCUCCAAUUUUCUUAGAAUUUGUCACAAAGGAUAGCAAAAGAGAAAAAAGAGAGUUUGAUUUCAUCGUUGGCUGUGACGGAGCCUUCUCACAGUCAAGAUAUCUUAUGCAAAAGACCAUGAGAAUGAACUACUCCCAGAAGUAUGUCGAGCAACAAUACAUCGAGUUGUACAUUCCUCCUGCUAGUGGCUCAAGUUCAAGUGACCCUAAAUACUCGAUUGACCCAAAUCAUCUUCAUAUCUGGCCACGGAAGGAAUUUAUGUUGAUUGCUCUUGCAAAUAGUGAUGGCUCAUUCACAUCGACUUUCUUUUCGACUUGGAACCUUAUCGACUCGAUCAAGUCUAGUCAAGAAUUUCUUGAUUUUUUCAAGAAGAAUUUCCCAGAUGCCUACACCAUGAUUGGCGAGGCCGGGUUGAAACACGCCUAUGAGAACCAACCUAGAGGUGCAUUGAUGCAAGUUGCCUUGUCACCAUUUGUCAGUCCAAAUAAUCGUGCUAUUUUGAUUGGUGAUGCUGCUCACUCCAUGGUUCCGUUUUAUGGCCAAGGCAUGAAUUGUGGUUUCGAAGAUGUUCAUGUGUUAAUGAAGUUGAUCGAGCAGAACAAAACCAUCGAGAAAGCAUUCUCAAAGUACACCGAUGCAAGAAAGGAAGACGUCGACACCAUUUGUCGCCUUGCUUACGAGAACUACCAGAAUAUGUCGGCCAAGGUCCUUGACCCAUUCUACCUCUUGAGAAAAAAGAUUGACUAUGUUUUCGGAAAGUACUGCAAUGGCAUUCUUUUUCCUUGGAUCCCUAUGUACACAAUGGUCUCGUUCCGUGGCGAUAUCCGGUAUUCAGAUGCUGUGAGAAUCGAGAAGAGACAGUCCCGUGUCUUGCAGCUUCUUCAGUAUGUGUCUGUGGGAGGUGUAGCUAUUUAUGCUGCAGCCAAGGCAGCCCAGUACAUGGAUAGACUUCGUAACUAA
Molecule: messenger RNA, 1392 nt
Organism: Australozyma saopauloensis
Lineage: Eukaryota; Fungi; Ascomycota; Pichiomycetes; Serinales; Metschnikowiaceae
Gene: BNA4
Product: kynurenine 3-monooxygenase
Exons: 1
Coding region: 1-1392 (463 amino acids)
Biological process (GO): L-tryptophan catabolic process; quinolinate biosynthetic process
Cellular component (GO): mitochondrial outer membrane
Molecular function (GO): FAD binding; kynurenine 3-monooxygenase activity
Source: RefSeq, a predicted model, not a curated record